AUGCAGCGGGCGAGUCCGGUGCUCUGGGCCGCGGCUCUGGCCGUGCUCACGGCUCUGCUCGGCGGCUCUCCGGGGGCGCGGGCCGCGGCGGGCAGCGGCCCCGUGGUGCGCUGUGAGCCGUGCGAUGCGCGCGCGCUGGCGCAGUGCCCGCCACCGCCCGCCGCGCCCGCAUGCGCCGAGCUGGUGCGCGAACCGGGCUGCGGCUGCUGCCUGACGUGCGCCCUGCGCCUGGGCCAGCCGUGCGGCGUCUACACAGAGCGCUGUGGCGCGGGUCUGCGCUGCCAGCCGCCGCCCGGGGAGCCGCGCCCGCUGAAGGCGCUGCUGGACGGCCGCGGGGUCUGUGCGAACGGCAGCACCCCGGACCGCCUGCGCGACUACGCGCUGCCCGCGCCAGGAAACAACAGUGAGUCUGAAGAAAGCCGAGGUGCAGGCAGCAUGGAGAACCAGGCCCUCCCCAGCACACCCCAUGUGCCCGACUCCAAAUUCCACCCUGUCCAUGCCAAAAUGGACAUCAUCCGGAAAGGGCACACAAAGGAAAGCCAGCGCAACAAGGUGGAGUAUGAACCCCACAGCACAGACACCCAAAACUUCUCCUCGGAGUCCAAGAAGGAAACAGAAUACGGCCCCUGCCGCCGGGAAAUGGAGGACAUGCUCAACCACCUCAAGUUCAAAAAUAUGCUCAGCCCACGUGGGCUGCAACUCCCCAACUGUGACAAGAAAGGCUUCUAUAAGAAGAAGCAGUGCCGCCCCUCCAAAGGCCGGAAGCGGGGUAUCUGCUGGUGCGUGGACAAGUACGGGCAGCCUCUCCCAGGCUAUGAUGCCAAGGGCAAGGGUGACGUGCAGUGCUAUCACCUGGAAAGCAAGUAGAAGCUGUUGCCACCACUUCAUGUGGAAAUCAAAUAUGCCUUAUUUUGCACAAGCAACUACCAAGGACAUGACCAGCAGCUGGCCACAGUCUCGAUUUCUAUUUCUUUAUGUGGUGAACUGAUUUUAUUUUUAAACCAAAGUUUAGAAAAACGUGUUUGAAAUGCCUAGAGUUCUUCUCAGUGGUGAAUUUGAGCAUCUGUUCACUCUCCAAUAGUCAGUGAAACAACACAGUCUGGUUCUCUUCCUGCUUCUCUGGAAACCUUUGUGGACCAGACCUCCCAACACCCCGACCUGGCCUGCAUCUCACUGACAUUCUGGCCUGCUGGAACUUCCUGGCCCCCUGGUGCUUCAAUGGACCGUACACUUCAACCUGCCAGGUGGACCCAAACAAGGCCACCAAUAGGACCCCUGCACUCUGGAGGCUUGACCACCCAAACAAUAACCCCCCUACUUGGAGCAUCU
Suncus etruscus (white-toothed pygmy shrew) is the source of this 1329-nucleotide messenger RNA. RefSeq names its product insulin like growth factor binding protein 3 (gene IGFBP3). Gene Ontology annotation, molecular function: insulin-like growth factor II binding; fibronectin binding; insulin-like growth factor I binding. The record is from RefSeq and is a predicted model, not a curated record. The transcript has 5 exons. The coding region runs from base 1 to 867 and encodes 288 amino acids. NCBI's taxonomy places the organism in Eukaryota, Metazoa, Chordata, Mammalia, Eulipotyphla, Soricidae. Gene Ontology annotation, cellular component: extracellular region. Gene Ontology annotation, biological process: regulation of insulin-like growth factor receptor signaling pathway.